Drosophila ananassae is the source of this 6091-nucleotide messenger RNA. It is a transcript of the gene ens, whose product is annotated as ensconsin. Bases 65 to 3943 code for a protein of 1292 amino acids. Gene Ontology annotation, biological process: microtubule cytoskeleton organization. The transcript is spliced from 16 exons. NCBI's taxonomy places the organism in Eukaryota, Metazoa, Arthropoda, Insecta, Diptera, Drosophilidae. Gene Ontology annotation, cellular component: microtubule cytoskeleton. The record is from RefSeq and is a predicted model, not a curated record.
AGGGGAAAUCAAUAUCGACAUCUGGCAACACUGCCUAUUCUGACAACACUGGAACAAAUGAAACAUGGCGAGUCUUGGCCACGAAAAUUAUUCGAAUAAUCCCGAAGUGGAAAACACAUCCAAGCGAGCCGACAGCCGCGAGGGCAGCGCCGAGCGUAAAGGCACUUCAUACUCUCUAAAAUUAACUCCAGCCGCCCACGCACUUAAAUCUACAUUCGCAUCAUCCAUGUCGGAGGCCAAGAUCUCCGCCAGCGGCGUCAGCGCCGGCGCAACUUUGCAUUGGUUUGCCCAGGUGGGCGGGCAAGGCACCACCACUGCCACCAGUCCAGGCACUAGCAACGGCGGUGAAGACGACUCUCAAGCGUCCAAAGACCGGGAGGAGAAGCUGAGGUACGCCCGUGACCGACAGAAUGAGGAGCGACAGCGGAAGAUCGAGGAACUGCGCGCCCAGGCAGAGGCCGCCCAGAGGUAUCGGGAACAGAAAGAGGAGGAGCGUCGGCGCCGCAUCGAGGAGAUUCGCGUCCGGGACACAGAAAAGCGCCACCAGGUGGAGGAGCGCAAGAAGGCCAUAGUCGAGGCAGAAAAAGAGCGUCGCGAGUACAUCCUCAAAAAGAAUCUAGAACGCGACUCCCGAAUAGAAAUCAAGAAGCGGGACAGAAACUCUAUUGGCUUUGCGUUCGGAUCUUCGACUCCUCGCCUGCUGGAUGUGCCCGCGGAUUAUGGUCUGGUAUCGCCCAGUGCCUUUUGGGGUCAGCGGAGGUCCACAUCCAUAUCAAACGUUGCGGGCGCCACGCUCUCACGUCGAAGUUCGGAGCGAGAACUUGCCGACAGUGGUGCUAAGAAGCGUGCCUCAUCCUCGACGGAUCGACACGAUGAUCACCGACGUAAAUCUUCGUCCAUGUACGAGGUGUUCAAUUGGGGCUAUUCCAAUGACGAGCCGCCCAAGCGCUUCUCGCUCUCCAUUGCCGGCAGCGAGAUCAAUAUCGAUGGGCCGGCGGCGGCGCGUCCUCCAGUGCCCACAUCUUCUUCUGCCUCCAAACAGACAGCGCACAGACCCCAUCCACCAACUACAACUACUACAACAACAACAACAAGCACCACAACUACAGGCCAAAACUACAACCAUAACUCGUAUCGUAAGGAAGAUAACGUUGAUACAUCAGCGAUGGUGUUCCGAAGCGUUUACCGCAGGAAAACGGACCUCAUGCCGACAAUACCCAGCCCCCGAGACGGGCAUUAUGGUUCGCGAGGCUCCCUGAGCACCACGCCGGCCAGAACCCCAGGACGCGCCUACUCGAUGAACCGCCUGGACCAGCUGGCGCAACCCAUACGCCGCAACGGAGAGCAUGUGCGGGCCAUACUGGAGCGGGAGCGACGCGAACGGGAACUGGAGAUGCUAGACGAGACCUCCUCCCUCGGCGGGGGCCGGCGCAGUGCGUCCGGCAGUGCUCGCGCUCGACGGGCGGGCAGUGCCGGUAGUGGUAGUUCCAGUGCUGCCGGUAUCAUGUCCCGCAGCAUGACCCACUUGGCUGGUGGCAGCGCAGGAGGAGGAGGAGGCUCGCGUGGAAAGUACUCCCUGGGCGGAGGGAUCUCGACCAGUUUCCGGCCAUUGGGCAGCGGAGCCGGAGGGCAGCGCGACUCGACCAGUAAGAGCAUGACCCAGAUUAGCAGUUGGUCGGUUUAUGGCAGCACCACCUCGACACCACCCAACAACCACCACAAUCUGCACCGCCAGUCCACACUUGGGCUGCAAACAGCGGCAACUAAGAAAUACCUCCAGUCAUCAUUUGCCUCAGCCUCAUCCGCAUCCUUCCGCUCGAACGCGAACCUAAAAACGACCGGGCGUGGCCAGCAGCAGCAAUAUGCGAUCUCUACUAACCCCCACAACCACCACCACCACCGUUUUCUCGAUCUCGAUCCCAACUCAUUGUUGCUCAUGAACUCUGCUAGUUUGUUAGUGAAUGCAGGCUCGCGAUCGGGAAAUGCCACGCCCGGUGGACACUUCAACAGCUCAAGGCCCGGCAGCGCCAUGUCCACAUCGACAAAUAUGUCCACAUCCGGUCUGGUCAACAGGCGUCCGGCCACAGCGCCCAGGAAGCCAAGGCCCGCCAGUAUCGCUGGCACGGGCAUGUCUCUUGAGGAGAUAAACAAGCUUAAAAAGGAUCAGAAGCCGCCCGUUAAAACGACAGCCGCCUCGCCGUCCGCACAAACGACCCCCAAACGAACACAGAACCUUAUGUCCACCUCUAUGAUUGUGACCUCCAGCUCAUCCCGGCAGAGUGCCGAAAAGAAAACUCCCUCAAAAAGAGAACCCUUGGUGCCGAGGGCAGCAUCAGCUUCAAAGGCUCUGCCAAAUCGCACCGCAAGCUCAGAACGGAUCAGCCGGCUCAGCAGGGAGCCAAAAACCAAGGAUACCUCUGCCAUGACGAGGUCUAUGAUCGUCACCAGCAGCAGUACUACAACUACCACCACAAAAGUAGCACCAGCUCCUGCUCCUGCUCCCGCACCCGCUCCUGUGCCCGUCGCAGCUCCAGCUCCGGAACAGAAUGGAGUGGCUAAGGUGGUUGAAACACCUGCACCCGCAGAGGUGCCAGUACCAACGGUUGCAGUUACUGCCGAGACUCCCGUUGCUGCUCCGGCAGUGAGCAAGGCCGAGAAGGAGGCCUUGAACUCCGAGAAGACGGAGGAAGAGGCACGUCAAGUGGAGACAGCUGCUCCUGUGCCAUCAGAGCCAGAGCCCGUAACACAGAUUGCCUCGGCUAAUGUGGAGGAGAAGUCCGAUGAGGGCACGGAGAAGGAAUCCAGCCCCAAGCCCCAGGAGCAGGUUGUUGUCAGCAAACAGUCGCGCAGCAAGGAGAACUCGGAGGUGCGAGAGCUGACGCCGCCAGAGGGAGCUGACCUGAUGACAGCAUCGAUGAUGGCCAAAAAGAUCACGACCGAGGAGGAAGCGAAGGCCGCAUUGGCCGAAAGACGACGCCUGGCCCGCGAGGAGGCCGAACGACAGGCGGAAUUGGAACGCCAACGACUGGAGGCGGAGCGCCUGGCCGAGCUGAAGGCUCAGGAGGAGGAGGCCGAGCGCCAGCGCCUUUUCGAGGAAGAAUCUAUGCGACUGGCCGCGGAGCAGCGCCGUGGUGAGGAGGAGCGCCUGCGCAAGGCCAUCGAGGAAGCACAGCAACGCGAGGAGGAGGAGCAGCGUAAGCGUGAGGACGAGGAACGACAGCGUGUGGAGCGUGAGGAGGCCGAGAAGAAGGCCAAGGAGGAGGCGGAGAAGCAGCGCGUCGAGGUGGCCGAGCGACUCAAGCGUGAGGAGAAGGAGCGCGAAGAGCGCCGCAAGAGAGUCGAGGCGAUUAUGUCGCGCACCCGUAAAGGAGGAGCCGCAGCUCCCUCCAAGGAUGCUAGCGACAAAGCAGCUCCUGCAGCCACGGCACCUGCGAACAACAGUAGCAGCAACAGCGACACCAACAGCAGCAACAAUUCGGCUGGUGGUUCGCCCAGUUCUGCAGAUGCCACACCCACGCCAAAUGCAACGCCUGCUGAAACAGUAACUGCCUCAGAGCCGCCCAACAGCCAGGCGAUGUAUGAGCAAUCGGUGCUAGAUAAGGAGAACUCGCUCAUCAACAGCUUAUCGACGAUGAUAAUCGACGAGAAUGCCAAGAAUCUGCAGCAGGUUAGCAACGGCAAGUUGUUGGCCGACUUCGAGGGAAGCAACACAGUCCCAGCGGUGGCCAAUGGCAAUGGCCACAUCGAGAAUGUCAACAACAAAAACGACAUUAACCUCCUGCAGGAUGCUGUCGCCCCAGCUGCCACUCAGCUGAUCGACCUGAGUAUCGAGUCACAAGAUCUACACUUGAACAAUAACAACAGCUUGCUGACGAGCACAGCGGCAACCACCACGCUAGUCACUGCUGAUAGUCACGAGAAUAAAGAUAUAUCGUUGCUGUGAAUUGGAGGAGAAAACCAAACCUGAUUGUUUUCUAAACCUAAAUCUUGAUAUAGCUAAAUGUGUGUGGAGUUGGAGUAUUUAUUAAUAGGAUUGAGAUCUACAUAGGAAUGCGAAUGCAAAUGCGAGUGGAGAGUGCGACAAAUUAUGGUUACUAAAAAGAGGAAAACAUAAAAGCUUAUAAAAACCUAUAUACAUAAACGUAAAGAUUAUAUAGAUAGAUCUGAAUCGGAAUCGGAAUCGGUAUCGGAAUCAGAGCCGGGAUUGAGGGUGAGCCUGUUUGGGGCGCGUAUACGAGAACGAAUACGAGCUGCAGCAAGUUAAAAUUAGUUAAGAACUAAGACAAACACUAAAAGGAAAGGAGAAAAUGCGAGAGUUAUGGGAGAUGAACUGCCCGAGAGUCGGGGGGAUCCUUUGCGAAGCAAUUCUAUAUCAAAGAAAUCUGUUUGUAAAGCAUAAAAUCUAAGCUAAAGAAACAAAAAAGGAAACAUUUGAUGCAAUUUCUAAUCUAAUUAAAUUAUGAACUCGCUUCAAAAGUUGAAAGUGCAUGCUUACAUUGAGUAUAACUUGAGCCUGCAGUUGGACGCAGGAUGAGCGCCGACGAAGCGCAUCGUAUAUAAUUGAAAAUUAUAUAAAAUUAGUAGACACAACCCCCCUAGUUUAAAGAACAAUGCGAGAUUCAGCGGAUCACCCGGAGAUUCAGAUUGUGUGGACCGGGCCCGAAGCGAGAGCAAUAAAGGAAGGAAGGAAUCGAAGAUGCAGACGCGGUAUCGACAUACCAUUAUAACAUGAAACCCCCAUCCAUAUAGGAAUCCGCAUCCACAGCGCCUCACUGCUGGGCGGGCACCUGCUCCCCGCUUAUAUUUUUGCCCAACUUUGCACAGUUGUUCUGUAAGUUAAGUUUACAACGUUGAGCCAACGAAUCGUGCGGUAUUAUUUAUUAAAACAAAAAAAACAAAAACAAAAUGAAAAUGGAAAAAAAUAGAAAAAGGAAAAUUCAAUUGAAAUUAUUUGCUGAUGCUUAUACCGAUAUACUGAUACUGUUUGUAGUGAGAGGAGCAGCUCCACAUAGGUUGCCUGUAAACACAAUCAAAGAUAGAAACAAACAAACAGUCAUGAACACACGGAUAUAUGUACAUCCAUAAAACACCCACUGUAAUCACAGAUGUCAGUGCUUGAUAUAUAAAACGAAAACGCCUAGGACUAUAGUGGAAUGGGAGUUAUGAACUGUUUCGAGUGUACUACUAUUCGUAGAAGGAGUCUAAAAUCUGAUUAUGCUUAUGUCAUGUUUUUUUUAAUUGUAGUCAAGUUCUCUGUAUAUUGUCUAUUUUUUGCGUCUACGUAUAUAUAUUUUGGUAACAAAUUUUUUAUAUAUAUAUUAUACACAUUUAUAUUUGUAAUUUGUAUUUAUCCAUGUGCAAAAAUAAAUUAUAUGAUGAUUAUUUUUAAAACCGUCGUCAAACGUCCCCCCUGAUCAAGAGCAUGAAUAACAGAUUGUAAAAACUAUCUCGAUUUAUAUGUAAUAUCCCCCCCUACCAUGUCUACGAAACACCACACACACACAACACACACCCACUUGUAUCUGAGCGAAAGGGCCUUAACAGUUAGUAGGAUGCAUGAUCGAUAUAUAUCGAUUAUAGAAUGAUAGAUCAAACAGAGUUAAAGAGAGAGAGAGAGUUAUCGUUCGAGCGUUUCGCAUGCGGAAACCGUUAAUAGAUUAAUAUAUAUAUUAUAAUGGCAAUAUGUGUAUGCAACUAAUAAACUCUAACUUUUAGUAAAUUACUGCUUUCCUAUGUUGUAAACCUAAUGGAGAUAUAAUCAAAAACAAAAAAGAAUUAAAAGACAACCCACAUGUCACAUGCCACACACUCAAAAAUGUGUUAUGCUACCACACGAAGCUGCAUAUAAAAACAGAAACCUUUUAAGAUCAAGCUGAAUUAUGUAUAUUUAAUAUUAUAUAUCAAAAAGUACAUAUACACACACUCACACACAAACCCCCAACACGACAAACAGAACAACAAAUUAUACAAGCAAUUCCCCUAUUUAUUUAGAUCCACACUAAACACUAAAGAAAUUCGCUUCUUAUCGUAAAAUUAAACAAAAAUAAAAAAAAAAAAAAAAAACAAAACAAUUGCAUAAUUUAUAUGAUUA